Seriola aureovittata is the source of this 2588-nucleotide messenger RNA. RefSeq names its product aldehyde dehydrogenase 1A1-like. Gene Ontology annotation, molecular function: benzaldehyde dehydrogenase (NAD+) activity. The transcript has 14 exons. NCBI's taxonomy places the organism in Eukaryota, Metazoa, Chordata, Actinopteri, Carangiformes, Carangidae. The record is from RefSeq and is a predicted model, not a curated record. Bases 138 to 1811 code for a protein of 557 amino acids.
GCGUGCAGGGGAGACCCUCGGAUGACCAGAGAGAACUCCCGGUGCGUAAUGCUGCCGUUUCCUGUUUUCUAGCGCUGACAGCUGCAGGUAUAUAAAGCUGCUCGGCGGAGAGAGAGGAACCGGAGAGAAGCUGCGACAUGCCGGUGACCGGAGUAGGAGUGCACCAAGCUGAAGGCACCUCAUCAGCAUCACCCACAGAGGGAAAACAUGCAAACAUGAACUCCCAGCCUGACCAUUGCCACCAGCAGCACGCUGGUAACGGGUGCAACCACCAGGGUCCAAACCAGAACCACAAAUCACAGCAUGUAGGUGAACCUGAGGCGCAGGCCCUGCCCAUGCCGGUCCCAGACCCCCCAAUACAAUACACAAAGUUGUUCAUCAGUAACGAGUGGCAUGAGUCAUGCAGCGGCAGAAAGAUUCCUGUGUAUAAUCCCGCCACAGGAGAGCUGCUGUGUGAAGUGGAGGAGGCUGAUGCAGAAGAUGUGGACAAGGCAGUGAGGAGUGCCCGAGCCACCUUCCAGGUGGGGUCACCAUGGCGAUCCAUGAACGCCUCAGACCGAGGUCAUCUACUUAGUAGACUUGCUGACUUAGUGGAGAGAGAUCGGCUGCUACUGGCAACCCUAGAGGCCCUGGACUCUGGCAAAGUGUUCCUCAUGGCAUAUUUUGUAGAUCUGAUGGCCACAAUCAAAACCUUUAGAUAUUAUGGUGGCUGGGCUGACAAGAUUCACGGCAAAACCAUCCCAGUAGAUGGAGAGUACUUUACUUACACACGACAUGAGCCCAUUGGAGUCUGUGGACAGAUUAUUCCUUGGAACUUCCCGUUGAUGAUGUUUGCGUGGAAGAUUGCGCCUGCUCUGUGCUGUGGGAACACUGUAGUCAUCAAACCUGCUGAACAGACCCCAUUAUCAGCGCUGCACAUGGCCGCGCUCAUAAAAGAGGCCGGGUUUCCCCCAGGUGUGGUGAAUGUGGUGCCAGGUUAUGGUCAGACAGCAGGCUGUGCCAUUUCCCACCACAUGGACAUAGACAAAAUAGCCUUCACUGGAUCUACUGCUGUUGGGAAACUCAUCCAGAAGGCUGCAGGGGACAGCAAUCUGAAAAGAGUUACACUAGAACUUGGCGGCAAAAAUCCAAAUAUUGUCUUUGCAGACUGUGACUUAGAGUACGCAGUGGAGCAGGCCCACAGUGGUCUGUUCUUUAACCAGGGCCAGUGCUGUCUGGCUGGAUCCAGGGUGUUUGUGGAGGAACCGAUCUAUGAGGAAUUUGUCCGUCGCAGUGUAGAGAGAGCCAGAUCCAAAGUCCUGGGAGACCCACUGCUGCCAGGGGUGGAUCAAGGGCCACAGAUUGACCACAAGCAGUUUGAUAAGAUAAUGGAGCUGAUAGAGAGUGGGAAGAGGGAGGGAGCCACGCUGGAAUGUGGGGGGUCCCCAUGGGGUCAGCAGGGACUUUUCAUCCAACCCACCGUCUUCUCAAAUGUCACAGACGAUAUGCGUAUCGCCAAAGAAGAGAUUUUUGGUCCAGUGCAGCAGAUCAUGUGUUUCCGUAGCAUCCACGAAGUCAUCCAGAGAGCCAACGCCACACACUACGGCCUGGCAGCAGGAGUGUUUACCAACGACAUUGACAAAGCCCUGACAGUCUCCUCUGCUCUGCAGGCUGGCAUGGUGUGGGUGAACUGCUACAAUGCCAUGAGCGCUCAGUGUCCAUUUGGUGGCUUCAAGAUGUCUGGCAAUGGGAGGGAACUGGGAGAAUAUGCUCUUCAGGAGUACACAGAGGUCAAGGCAGUCACCAUCAAAAUCUCACAGAAGAACUCAUAACACCGUGAUAUCACAGGAAUGACUUUUUCCUGCCUUUUAAAUUCUCUGCCACCCUAUGGCUUCAGAUCCUCUACAGACGUUUUGUAAUAAUCAAAUGACACCGGGAUGUUUUUGAAGGCAUCGUCGAUUCUGUGUCACUUUAUGUACGUUCAUUUCUGCUGAGAUAGUCACUAUUUUUUCAAUACCCUGUCAGUGUUACGUCUCUGUUGCUUGUUAUUACUGUGACAAUGUAGACUUCUGUGUUCCCCCAGUGUACUAUCUCAGAUGUUUUACUUUAACAGUUUAGCGAUCAGUACGUUCUCUAUAGCAGUGUCUCUUUUGUGUUUGUUAGUUUAGAGAGCCUGUUUUUUUGUUCAGACUUAAUAACUUCAAUAGCACUUUGCCAGAGAUGAAAUAUUUUAAUUGGUGUCAUACAAAAAAAUAGACAAAAGACAUUUUACAAACUAUUUACAGGGAUUUCAAAAUGAAAUCAAUAAAAGUUUUGACCUAUAUCGAUAACCACUAAACAUUAUCUGAUUUCAGUGCACUUAACAUGAACAUGUCCAUUUCUUGCUAUAUGUCUGUAUUACAACAAGGUACAGUGCCAUGGUGUUUGUUGAUAUUUUUGCUGUGGUAAUUCUAGUCAUUUCUGCGUCUUUACUUUACACUGCAGUAAUCAUAGACUUUUUCUGUGGUUAAUCAUAAUUAAUGCAUGUUUAAAAUACUAGCUACAACACUUUUCAGUUAUGCAGUAGAAAAAAAAACUAUAAUAAUGUAAUAAAUGAUUGAUGAAAAUGA